AUGACGCGAUUAUCAGUCUACGGCACCGCUUUGGCGAUAUUCAUUGCUGCAUCGGCAAUGACCCUCGCCUCCAUUCUGGUCCCUCACUGGGUCAGCAUGGACGUUCCAGUCCGUGGCAGCGACAAGACUUACUCGCAACAUCUCGGUCUUCACCACUACUGCAACACCGCCCUACCCGAUAGCCCGUGUCGGCAUUUUCCCGACACAGAACGGGACUGUCAUCCCGAAGAUCGAUAUUUCUGCUCCAUAUGGAGGACGAGCGGCUUUCUCAUGAGCUUUGCGACCAUUGCUGAACUCGCUACACUGGUGUGCUUCGUUAUCACGAUUGGAGGUGGCAAGGUCAAGCGCGAGUAUGGCUGGAAGGUUCUGAGCGGGCUGCUGUUGACGGUCUCUGUCGCACAAUUCGCCGCCAUGGGCCUUGUGUCCUUCCUCUUCGACAACGACGAGUAUUUCUCUGUGCCUGGCUGGCAGCUCGACACCUCUUGGAUCCUUUGCACAGUCAGCGCCAGCGUAGCCGCGCUCCUCGUUGGUAUCUUGGGGUUAUCUGCCUACUUCCUGCCCCCAGAAGACGACGGCUACAAUUUCCUUGAGGACCCCAUCGAGCCCUAG
Messenger RNA from Cryphonectria parasitica EP155, 609 nucleotides. RefSeq lists its product as uncharacterized. The transcript is spliced from 3 exons. The record is from RefSeq and is a predicted model, not a curated record. Lineage: Eukaryota; Fungi; Ascomycota; Sordariomycetes; Diaporthales; Cryphonectriaceae. Bases 1 to 609 code for a protein of 202 amino acids.